AUGACAGACUCAAAGAUUGUUCUCAUCACAGGAGCCAACUCAGGCAUCGGAUAUGCCACAAGCAAGCUCAUCUCCUCACAACCAAACUACCAUGUCAUAAUGGCAUGUCGCAGCAAGGGAAAAGGGUUCAAAGCCAUGGAGGAAAUACAAGGCAGUGGAAUCAAAGGCACUCUCUCCGUCCUUCAGCUCGAUGUGACUUGUGACGAAUCUAUCGUUGCUGCCGUGGAGACAGUUCAAAAGGAAUUUGGUCGGGUCGACGUAUUUGUCUCAAAUGCUGGGAUCACAGCUUAUUCAGAGACGGGCAGCAAGAAAAUGACCACAAUAUUUGCAACGAAUGUCACUGGAGCGGUCACUUCAUCCGAAGCAUUUGUGAGCCUUUUACUCAAAUCUUCGCGUCCAUACCUUAUCCAGAUUUCCAGUGGACUCGGCUCCUUCGGACUAGCCACGGAUCCCAAGGACUCCUACUAUCAUAACCCAUCGCACGAGUAUCGAAUGAGCAAGGCUGCGCUGAAUAUGGCUACCGUCCAGCAGCACAAGCGCUUUCAUAGCCAGAAUAUUCGCGUGUAUGCUUACUGUCCCGGAUUUGUGCGAUCAAACCUCCGAGGCGAGUCUGAGCAAGCAAGAACUGGUGGUGGUUAUGCUGGUGAUCCGAUGGAUUCGGCAAGAGGAAUUCUUGAUAUCUGUGAAGGGAAAAGAGAUGUCGAUGUGGGUCGAUUCAUUCAUGCGAAUGGUAUUUAUCCGUGGUAG
Penicillium malachiteum is the source of this 747-nucleotide messenger RNA. RefSeq lists its product as uncharacterized. NCBI's taxonomy places the organism in Eukaryota, Fungi, Ascomycota, Eurotiomycetes, Eurotiales, Aspergillaceae. The record is from RefSeq and is a predicted model, not a curated record. The coding region runs from base 1 to 747 and encodes 248 amino acids. The transcript has 2 exons.